AUGCAGUUCACCGAUGCGGAAGCCCUUGAAGUGAAGAAAUGGGUGGUAAAGAAAUUAGAGGACAUCUCUGAUGCCGACUCCGAUGUCCUUGCAGACUAUGUUUUGGCGCUGGUCAGGUCUGAUGCGCCAAUUGAGGAGAUCAGGAAGAACUCGGUGGAAAACCUAGAGGAUUUCUUGCGCGAACACACCGAACCAUUCGUUAAUGAGCUCUUUACAACAUUCGGUCCUAAGCCAUCCGCGCCCGCCCCUGCGCCCCAACUUCAGCACGCGCAGCAACCUGCUGCACAGGUUCACCCGUCGCAAGCUCCACUACAUGCGCCCACCGGGCCGAAGGCUGCUAUCUCUCCGGCUGCCACAGCCAACCGUAAACGAACAUUUAAUGAGGGGUUCCAAGGGGAGCCUGAGCGCGACGAUGGCGCAUUACAAAACCGCGCUAUGAAGACUCCACGACGCGGUGGACAUGCAGGUGGUCGCGGUGACUUUAUGGGCGGACAUCAGAUGCAUCCGGGCCAGCAAUUCCCUCAACAACAACCCGGUACCUUCCCUAUGAUGCCCGGGUUCCCGCCAUUCGACCCCAACGAUCCUAUGGCAGCAAUGAUGGCUAUGCAAGGAAUGCAAGGUAUGGGAUUCCCGCAGAUGCCGGGUAUGCCUAUGCCCGGGCCGCCUGGUGGUCCAGGACAGCCAGGCGCGGAUCAGAUGCAACAAAGCAACCAGCGCUGUCCGUUCUAUGACACGCAAGGUAUUUGUUACCUUGGUAACACCUGUCCCUAUCAGCACGUUGAGGCUGGUGCUUCGAAAAACGAUGAAUAUGACCCUAAGACUGCUGGUACACAUGGCCAGCGGGGCGGUGCUUUCAUGCGCGGUGAGCGCGGCCGCGGCCGUGGCCGUGGUGGCUUCAGCGGGCGAGGACGCGGCCGGUCCGAUUUCUCGUCGGCAGGGCCCAACGAGGACCAGUCGAUCACAACGAUCGUGGUUGAGCAAAUCCCGGACGAGAAGUUCAGUGAGGAAGCCGUGCGCGAGUUUUUCUCUCAGUUCGGCAAUAUCACCGAGGUUUCAUUGCAACCCUACAAGAAGCUGGCAUUGGUAAAAUAUGAGACCUUCGCGGAAGCCAAGGCCGCCUGGUCCAGCCCCAAGGUCAUCUUUGACAACCGUUUCGUGAAGGUGUACUGGUACAAACCAAACCGCGAUGAGAAGCCUGACGGCGCGCAGCCCGAGGCUCCGGCUUUCAAUCAAGAAGAGUUCGAGAAGCAGCAGCAGGAAGCACAGAGGGCACACGAAGAAAAAAUGAAGAAGCGCCAGGAGGCCGAAGCAGCCAAGCAGGCCCUUGAGCGCCAGCGCGAGGAACUCCUCAAGAAGCAACAGGAGGAACGGGCGCGUCUCAUGCAGCGACUCGGAGCGUCGGCAGAUACGAGCACUGACGCCGGAGCUGGUGACGCCAUGGCCACUGAGCCUGCCGCGGAUGAAAACGUCAGUGAAGAGACGAAAAAGCUACGCGCUCAGCUGGCUGCCCUCGAGGCCGAGGCAAAGAGUCUUGGUCUCGACCCUUCAGCUGAUGCUGCGGCACGAGGUGGAUACCGGGGUCGCGGUGGCUACCGUGGCCGAGGCACAUACCGUGGACGGGGCGGCUACGAUCCCAGUUUCCGUGGAGGAAUCCGUGGACGUGGUGGCUUCGGAGCUCGGGGACGAGGAGGUGUGCUACGUCUCGAUAACCGGCCUCGACGGGUUGCCGUGGCGGGCGUUGAGCUCAGCUCGGACAGGGACGAGGCCUUGCGUCAGCAUCUGAUGGGCGUCGGAGAAUACGAGUCUAUUGAGGCACACCCAGAUCAGCCCAACUCCGUCGUGGUUGCAUUCAAGGAGCGAUAUCAAGCUGAGAAGCUCAUGUUCUCUCCUUGGAACAUCCCCUCCGUGGGCGAGGUCCAGCUCAGCUGGAUGCCUAACUUGCCUAUCGCGGCUCCCACUGCUGGGUCAACGGAGUUCAAGGGUGGCAUGGGACAGGACGAACCGGAAGACACGGUCAUGUCGUCCUCGUCCACGCCGGUUGUCAACAACGCUCCCGCGCGGGAUAUGGAUUAUGACGUUGCGGAAGAAGAUAGCUGGGGCGCUUGA
Molecule: messenger RNA, 2106 nt
Organism: Penicillium bovifimosum
Lineage: Eukaryota; Fungi; Ascomycota; Eurotiomycetes; Eurotiales; Aspergillaceae
Product: CCCH zinc finger and RRM domain protein
Exons: 5
Coding region: 1-2106 (701 amino acids)
Biological process (GO): mRNA processing
Cellular component (GO): nucleus
Molecular function (GO): RNA binding; metal ion binding
Source: RefSeq, a predicted model, not a curated record